AUGAAAAGGCACCUUCAAAAUGAGCCAUCUGAACAUGUGCUAGAAUAUGCUCUCCUAACAAUUAACAAAAACAGAAUUAAUUGUGUACAGAAAAAUAUACCCUAUGAAGAGUCUUACUUGAUCAAAAAGAAAAAAUAUGAUAAUCUCCUGGAUUUAAAAUUUUGCCACAUAAGGAGGAAAUCGAACCAAAAUUAUUCGCUCGAUAACACCCUUAGCAAUAUUCACUGUAGUAAUGGUCACACUGCAAGAAGCCAUGAAAACAAUGGAGGAAUAGAAACAAAUUGUAAUCAGUGGAAAGGGAGGAAUCAGAGCUCUGCAUACUUCAUAUUAAGGCAGUGGUGUCAACAGCAGCCUCACCAUGAGGAGCGUUUAUGUGAGGAAAAAGACCUGAAAAGGGAAGAUAACUUCAGAGUAGAAGUGGAUAAAUUGAAUAGGGAAAAUACACCACAUGGGUUCAGCACUCCAUAUGGGAGAAAUUCCCUCUAUAGAACUUUUCAUAAUCGAGCAAGUAGCCACAAGGGCAGAGGAAAGAAUGUACCGAUUAGCUAUGUCGUUAUAGGUAUACACAAACAUAGAAAUAAUACACGAUGCUCAUAUGAAGAAAUGACAGUAGAAAUGGUGAACUAUAAUGUAGAAGAGGAUGGAUUUUAUGUACAGAUACAUGUAGAUGCAAGUGAAAAAUAUAUGUUCCUCUUAUCAAACAAUGAAAUUGUUUUAAUAAGAAAUAUAAAUAAAGAAAAAAAUAAUUUCAUUCAAGGAGAAUUCAUUUUACAUAAUAAACUUUUAAAUAUUCCCAUCAAAAGAAAAAUAAUGAAAACUGAAUGGUUCCCUAAAUCUCCCAAUGUUAUAUCCUUAUUAACAUAUGAACAGACUGAAGUGUAUAAAUUUUACCCUUGUAAAUUUCGAUCAGUAAUUCGAUUGAUUAAUAUCAAGGAAGAGCCUCAUCUAGAAAUAAAAAUAGUCAUUCCGGACAUUGAUAUUUUUCAUCGUAAGAUUAGAAAUGAAAAUAUUGAAAACAUCAAAGAGGAGUUACAUAAAAUGAGAGAAAUUAAUUCUUCCCUUUACUUGUCGAACACGGGAGAAGUUCAAAACAUGGAAACAGAUUCUAAUAGAAUACUUCAGAUGCAAGGGAAGAAUCUCAACCAGCACUAUAAUUGUAGUGAGACAUGGGAUCAAGCUUCGUCCAAUCAUAUAGUACAAAACUAUCACCAGGGAGAACAUGACAAAAACAGUUGUGAAAAAAUGAGCAAGGUAUAUACAAAUUUGGAGUUGAAAAAAAAUUCAAACACGUGCCAUAAUAGGAAUGAAGAUUUAGGAGUAAUUUACGUUAGAGAGAAUACACAAUCUGACCAUGCCAAGAAUGAAGAAAAAAUAUAUUUAUCUAAAAAGGACAAAUAUAAAAAUUUGGUAGUUGAUUACUGUUUCGGUUCUCUUAGUGAAAAUAUUCUAUGGGUAGAAACCUGCUUAUUUGUUCUUUUAAAAGAUGGAAUUAUAUUAAUAUACACACCUAUUAUUACAAAUGAGUGUUACAUAAGUUACUCCUUAUUCGAGGAGAUAACCAGAAUUCAGCAAUUAAGAAUAAAGAAAAAUAAAUGCACGGAUGGUGCGUACUGUGAUAGCAAAAGCAUUAAUGAAGAAUAUUCUGAGGAUUUUCUCUCCCAUUAUGAAUACUUUAAAAACAUUUCUGUUACACAAUAUAGGGAAAAGUUUGUAUGCAUAAAGUUUAAUGAAGAAAAGAAUAACACACAUGGUGAUAGCACUAGAAUAAGCAGCAUUGAUAGAAAUGGUGACAAUCCCCGUGGAAGAACAACACAAAGAAGAAACAUGCCUUCUCACCAUACAUAUACCACGUUUUCAUACGCACCAUAUGUCAUUAAUUGUAUGAAAGGUUCAACCUACCGAUGUAUCAAUUUACUGUAUACCAAUCAGUUAGUAUUUAUUUGUGUUUCUGACAAGUUUGGAUAUGUAUCUUUUAUUAUGUUAAAUUAUUAUAUCACUCCCAGUAUGAGUAUGUCAACUGCUGUGAGUAGCGAUAACACAACAAAAGAACAACCAAAGGAAAGUAAAUUUCAAAAGGCAAUUAAUAUGUUAUCACAUAAAAAAAAAAAAGAAUUAUUUUUUUUUAAUAUUUUUAAUAUUAACGAAAAUGUCAUUUUUGAAAAAAUGACGUUAGCCAAUUUGACAAAUUUAAUUAACAAAGAUCGAUAUGAUGAGUACUACAAUCGAAUGAACAACAGUUAUCAGGUGUCUUUUCUCAGGCGGAAAAUGGCCCAGAGAAAUGCCUCCCAAAAGGACUCACCAGGGGUGCAAAGUACCCACGUUAGGGAGUCUGUCGAAAGGGAAAAUCUUGAAAAAGGAGAAGCAGCUGAAAGGGAUGAAAAUUCUCUGGAGAAUGUUAAAAAUGGCCAAACCUCCGGAAAAAAAAGACAAGUACGAAUAGAAGAUAACUAUCUAGAGGAGGUGCAUCGAAAAACUUUGAAUCAGAUCAUAAAAACAGAAAGGGACGAUGAAAUCGAUUCGAUUUGCCAUGGAUUAAGCAAAAAAAAGUCCCUAUACGUAGAAGUGCUUGCAAAAAAGAAUAAUAGGGAGGAGGAGGAGAAGAGGAAGGAGAAGGCAAAGAAUAAAACGAAUCCAAUACACGGAAAAGUGUGCAUAUCAGACGAAUCAGACGACAAGAUGGAAGACUUCUUCUCAUGCUACGAAGACGAUAAAGAAAUUAUGGAGAAAGAAAUAAAUGAAGAAAUAAACAUUCAAUAUAAUAUGUUAAAUGUCCUAUUAUUUGACACAUAUUAUACAGGGAUGAACAAUAUAAGAACGAUCGUUUUGAAUAGUCACAAUUUGCUAUGUUUUAGUUUUGAUAAAAUUAUACUACUUCAUUUAGUGUGGAUAAAAUUUGUAAAUGUUAUAUUUUACAUAAUUUAUUUGAAGAAUUUCUUAUCAGCCAAAUUAAUUCACGAAAUGUGUAAAAAUGGACUAUAUAUUAAUACUACCAUUUAUAAGGCAACCAUUAGUUUUUAUCAGUUCGAUUAUUAUACUUAUCUGCUGUUUGAUCACACUAAGCAGCUUUCCUAUGAUUCCUUUGUUCAUUUAUUUUCUGGAGAUAUCGGUUCAAAUUUGACUAAUAAAAACUCUAAAUGCAUAACAGACACUCAGAUAAAUUUCGAUCACUUCCAAUCAAGCAUUCUUUACAAGGUGCAAUAUAUUUUGAACCCAAUAAUAAUCGAAGAUGAAGAUGUGAUGUUUCAAGGAAAAAAAUCCCAAGAUGUAUAUUUUAUUUUUACUCAUUUUAUAAAUUUAGAUAGUCAAAGAAAAGAGAAAUUAUUCAUGAGUAAUAAUAUCAACUUCUUCACAUGUUCAGUGUAUAAAAACUUGUUCUUAAUAUACGAUUGUUUUAAACUCCAUAUCAUUAAGAAAGAUAUACAAAAUAGAGAUCCGGAUAAAAGAAUAACAACCCAUUUACUUGUAAGGGGAAAAAAUAAAAACGUUAAAACCUUUUGUCCUAUCCUCAGACAAUCAAAGCUUAGAAAUUUUUACAUCAGCACAGAAAGUGUUGAUGAUGAUUCAGUAGAUUUGAAAUUGUAUACAAAUAUGCUUGCUUUUUACAUAAAUUCACGAUGUAACGAUUAUAUGAACAUGUUAAUAAAAAAGAAUUUCAUUUUCUAUCAAGGGAAAUUAACUCUUUCGAAUGUGAUGAUAAUUAACCGUAAUGGAUAUUCCAAGGGGAAAAAUCCUUUAAAUAAUGAUGCAAGCACAGGAAUGGAUGGAAAAAUGAUUAAAUAUAUGCACAAUGAUGAUUCUCCUGUGGAUAUAUCAACACAAAUGACAUAUCUGAAUGAUAACAGAAACAUGGGGAAGUAUAAUAAAAGAAGUUCUUCCCGAAUGUGGAGUGAACAAGAUAAUGAAAUAUGUAAAGGGAAUACAGGAAACAUGACUUCAAGUAGGGACAUCAAAAAGGGACUAAUAAAUCCAGCAGUUAAUUACAUAUAUCAUAUGAAAAAUGAACCUGAUGUGCACUUCAAAAGGAACCACAACCCUAAUAUUUUACAGGAAAGUAAAGAGAUAGAAUUCCUGAAACAUGCAUUUACCAUAUUGCAUAUUAAUGACAAAAAUGAUGAAAGUCUUUUGGAAAACAGAAAUACAAGAUUAAACGAAGAAAUAAUUUCGACUGUGUGGAAAAAAUACAAUUCCAGAAGAACCAAUAGUUGCAGUAAUAGUAUGAUUGAUCAAAUAAAUCCGGAAAAUCUUAUAAAUGAUAUAAAGAACCAUAUACUAAGGGGAGAUUCUAAUAAGAAUGAGAAUGUACAGUGCCACUUGUUAGUGAAAAAAUUAAUAAAAAUAAAAAAUGACUAUAUACAUGUAAAGGACUAUUAUUUAAAAAAAAAUAAUAUUAAUUUAGACAUGCAACCAAGUGACAUAAAGAGUAAAAUAUACCUUUUAGAAAAAUAUAUUAAACUUUAUUACUUCUUUCUGGAUUUAAAUUCUUAUUAUGAAAAUAAAUUUAAAAAAAUUAAAAAAAGGAUAAUCCAUUCAUUAGCACAUAACGUUAUACAUUUCAUAAAAUCUCAUAUCACCAUUCAAAAUAUGAGCAAAGCAUUAGCAGAGAAAAACAAUAUUUUAAUAAAUGACAUGAACUUAUGUUAUCAAAAGCAGAAGUUAAUUCAGGAAAAAUUUACCUUAUUAAAAAAAAGAGUUUUAUUGCACAAUUUUCUAAAUUCUGAGCAGUUUAGAAAAAAAUAUACAACGUUGAAGGUGUGA
Plasmodium gonderi is the source of this 4755-nucleotide messenger RNA. RefSeq lists its product as hypothetical. The coding region runs from base 1 to 4755 and encodes 1584 amino acids. The transcript has a single exon. Lineage: Eukaryota; Apicomplexa; Aconoidasida; Haemosporida; Plasmodiidae. The record is from RefSeq and is a predicted model, not a curated record.